AUGCAUAUCGCAUCAACCGCCAGAAACACGGUUCCUACCGAGGUUUUAGACUUCGUCAUCAUCGGAGCGGGGAUCUCGGGUAUCAACACAGCGUAUUAUUUGCAGAACCGAGGUCCUAAAGGUGCCACAUACGCUAUACUUGAGGGUCGCGAGAGUCUCGGCGGAACAUGGGCCCUAUUUCAAUACCCAGGAAUCCGGUCAGACUCCGAUAUCAAUACGUUUGGCUUCUCUUGGAACCCAUGGCAAGGAGAUAAGGCACUCGCCUCCGCAAGGGAGAUUGUAUCCUAUAUGAGCGACUCGGCGUCCAAGGCUGGUGUUGACCAGCACUUUAGGUUCAAUCACAGAGUCACUGCUGCAGAUUGGUCUUCUCCUUUAUCCAUGUGGACACUUGAUGUUGUUAUCAAUGGACAAGAAAAGAAGACGAUCGGCGCCCGCUACGUUGUCUUAGGCACCGGCUACUACGACUAUGAGCAGCCGCUAUCAGCAGUCAUCCCGGGUAUAGAGAACUUUGGGGGCCAGGUCAUUCAUCCCCAGUUUUGGCCCAAGGACUAUUCCUACACGAAUAAGGAGGUAGUUGUGAUUGGAAGCGGCGCUACUGCUAUAACUAUUGUACCCAGCAUGGCCAAAGAUGCAAGGCGUGUCACUAUGCUACAACGCAGCCCGACAUAUAUCGCCGCACUGCCGAAUAGUCGGGAUUUGUUUGGCCAUAUCCUCUACGGAAUUUUGCCGAAGGGUGUUGCUUCACGAAUCGUCCGAACCACCUUCAUCCUCCGCGGGUACUUUCUCUUUACUUCUUCUGUCGCGGUCGAUCCACAUUUCACACCUACCUACAACCCUUGGGAGCAGCGCCUCUGCGCCUCGCCAGAUGGUGACUUUUUCCGCGCCAUGAGGUCCGGAAAGGCACAGGUCAUCACCGAUUCCGUACAUGACAUUACAGAAACCGAAAUCGUUCUAAAAUCUGGCAAAACGCUAAAGCCAGAUGCUAUCAUUACGGCAACCGGCCUAAAGCUACACUUUGCGGGUCAUAUACGCAUAUCGGUGGAUGGUGUCGAGGUAGACCCGGCAACCAAGUUCGUCCUGAGGGGUUGCAUGAUGCAAGACGUGCCUAACAUGGCUUUUGUUAUCGGGUAUGUUAAUGCCUCGUGGACUCUAGGUGCUGAAGCUACCGCAACAUAUCUUACAAGGCUCUGGAAAAGUAUGAACUCGAAGGGAAUCAAGGCCGUAGUACCCACGGUACAGAAUCCAGGAAUGAAGUCAACUAAGCUCCUCGAGCUAACGUCGACGUAUCUACGGAAUUCUUCCGAGGUGUUUCCUAAAGCGGGAGUCGGUAUUUGGUCACGGGGGCUAAUUAUCUGGUAG
Messenger RNA from Parascedosporium putredinis, 1359 nucleotides. NCBI's taxonomy places the organism in Eukaryota, Fungi, Ascomycota, Sordariomycetes, Microascales, Microascaceae. The record is from the annotation of a GenBank genome assembly.